Molecule: messenger RNA, 1789 nt
Organism: Striga asiatica
Lineage: Eukaryota; Viridiplantae; Streptophyta; Magnoliopsida; Lamiales; Orobanchaceae
Source: the annotation of a GenBank genome assembly
CUCUCACACACACACACACACACCACCCAGAACAGAAAGGAGCUCGAGUCAUUCACACGUAGUUGAGCGAAGAAAAUGGCGACGCCGAUGGUGGAAGACGACUACGAGGAAGAUCAGUUCUCGUCGAUGAGCACCGACGACAUCCUUCGGGCAUCUCGUCUUCUCGACAACGAAGUUCGAGUUUUUAAGGAUGAGCUGCAGAGGACGAACCUCGAGGUAGAUUCAUUCAAGGAGAAGAUUAAAGAGAAUCAAGAAAAAAUCAAGCUGAAUAAGCAGCUCCCUUACUUGGUCGGCAAUAUCGUCGAGAUUCUAGAAAUGAAUCCAGAGGAAGAUGCAGAAGAAGAUGGUGCAAAUAUUGAUCUUGAUUCACAGAGGAAGGGCAAAUGUGUUGUGCUGAAAACAUCCACACGUCAGACAAUUUUCUUGCCCGUAGUGGGUCUGGUUGAUCCUGACAUAUUGAAGCCUGGUGAUUUGGUUGGAGUAAACAAGGACAGUUAUCUCAUCUUGGAUACUUUGCCAUCUGAGUAUGAUUCUCGUGUCAAAGCUAUGGAGAUCCAAGAAUUGGUUGAAGCUAUUGUGUUGCCUAUGACACACAAAGAUAGAUUUGAGAAACUCGGAGUUCGUCCACCUAAGGGAGUCCUUUUAUAUGGGCCUCCUGGGACAGGGAAAACGCUAAUGGCCCGCGCAUGUGCGGCCCAAACAAAUGCUACUUUUCUGAAGCUAGCAGGUCCACAGCUUGUACAGGAUGUUUUUAUUGUUUUACCUUUGAAACUGCUUUAUUUUGAGCGCAUGUACGGUGAAAUGUUCAUUGGUGAUGGAGCAAAGCUGGUCCGGGACGCUUUUCAACUUGCCAAAGAAAAAUCUCCUUGCAUCAUUUUUAUUGAUGAAAUUGAUGCUAUUGGUACAAAGCGUUUUGAUAGUGAAGUUAGUGGGGAUCGAGAGGUGCAGAGGACUAUGUUAGAACUACUUAAUCAACUUGAUGGUUUUAGCAGUGAUGAACGAAUUAAGGUUAUAGCAGCCACAAACCGAGCUGAUAUCUUAGACCCUGCCUUAAUGCGUUCUGGUCGUCUGGAUCGUAAAAUUGAGUUUCCCCAUCCUACUGAGGAGGCUAGGGCUCGAAUAUUGCAGAUCCACUCCAGAAAGAUGAAUGUUCACCCAGAUGUCAACUUUGAGGAGCUUGCUCGCUCGACAGAUGACUUCAAUGGGGCACAGCUUAAAGCUGUUUGUGUUGAAGCAGGCAUGUUAGCUCUUCGUCGAGAUGCCACAGAGGUGAACCAUGAAGAUUUCAAUGAAGGCAUUAUACAAGUUCAAGCUAAAAAGAAAGCCAGCUUAAAUUACUAUGCUUAGGGCUAUAUAUGCACUGGGUGCAAAAAGGUGCUAGUGUUAUUUGUUACACAAGCUCAGGUGAGCUCAAACUAACUGUCCUGAGGUUUAAAAUUUUAAAAUACGCUUGUUAUCUUUUCAUUUUCCUCAUAAGACUUUCCCCAUCGGGAGUUGUUUCAUGCAAAUUGCUUUAUCGGUCUAAAUCGGAUUUGCCUUCAUAUUAUUGGCAUUAUUUGUGUUUUGUUUUUAUUUAUUUGCGCAAUCACAUUCUCUCUCCAACAUAAUAGCAGAAUUAGCCAUUUUCUUGUAGUAACCUAUGCAAGGAUGCAACAUACUGCAUAUUCAUAUGCUUUUAGAUCUAUUAAAUAUCAUUUGAAAACUAGCAAGAGGAAUAUGAUGCCAAAUAUGAGCUAUCCAGAUUAAAACAAAAGUGCCUAUUCUAUGGUUUUUGUGAACAAGAUUUCAU